This is a messenger RNA of Anastrepha obliqua, 3272 nucleotides long. Its product is annotated as VPS35 endosomal protein sorting factor-like. The transcript is spliced from 12 exons. NCBI's taxonomy places the organism in Eukaryota, Metazoa, Arthropoda, Insecta, Diptera, Tephritidae. Bases 119 to 3109 code for a protein of 996 amino acids. The record is from RefSeq and is a predicted model, not a curated record. Gene Ontology annotation, biological process: endocytic recycling. Gene Ontology annotation, cellular component: endosome.
CGAUGUCAAUACAAAUUAGUUGAAUUUUUGUUUUGUUUGUCGGGAUAUCAUAGCUGGUACUAAAAAAUCCAUCACAAAACGCCCAGUUUGACUACGCAAAACUCCCAAUAUAUAGGAAAUGGCUAGCGACUGGGAGUGUAUUCCGCACUCGUACGAUGUGACGAAGAAUUACCUUCAAAGCUACCAAACCUACGAGCAUCCACUGAAGAUACAGACCGUGACAGUAGUGGAAAGCAAAGGCACGAAGCAGAUUUUGAAAGAUAACCGAGGGAGUUUCAGUAGCAACGCUAGCUCGCGUGCUUCCUCAAGCAUUUCAUUACUAACGGAGCCGCUCGGUUCGGCCUUGGAUGGAGCCGAUCCUUUAUCGCAGUUUGCACGGCAAGAGCAAGAACUCAAAGAUCCUCUUUCAAAUACGUCUUACGAUUACCAAAAGAAGGCAAAAAGACGGGAGAGAACCGCGUUGGAGGAGGAUGAGCUGAGUUGGGCCACCAAACGGCUGGGCAUAUUAAAUCGCUUUACAACCUCGGAGAAGCUCUCGAUUACAACCAGUUUUCUUUCCACUGGGAGCACAGGAGCAGAAGGCAUCAGAGCGCAAACUAUAGUGGCGGAUAAGGUAAAAUUUCGCCUCGAGCAACUAGACGAUUUCGAUGAUGGUUCCGUGCGCCACAUGAUAGACCUAACGCAACAGGAAUACAUACAACGAAUCGAACAACUGAAUCAAGAGUUGGUACUGUCGUGGAAUGACGAUCAACGUGUAAAAGCAUUAAAAAUUGUAAUACAAUGUUCGAAAAUGCUUUCAGACACUUCCGUACUUAGCUUUUAUCCCAGCCAAUUUGUGCUUAUAACAGACAUACUCGAUAUGUUUGGUAAAUUAGUAUACGAACGGCUGAAUAUUAAGGCAAACAAUGACUUUGGCGAUGGAGAGUAUGUUAAGAAUAUAUAUUUUUUUUUUAUAUUAGCACCUGUUUUAAAAAUAUUAUACCUUAGCACCGGGAAAUUGGGAAGAACUGAGUAUAUGAACGAAAGUGCACGAGAAACCUGUCAAAAUUGGUUUUUUAAAAUUGCCUCUAUCCGCGAACUGCUGCCCCGUCUCUAUGUAGAAAUGGCUUUAAUGAAAUGUUAUGAAUUCAUAACACCAAGCGAAAUUGACAAGUCGCUGCGCCGCAUUACCAAAAUGAUCCGUGGCAUUGGUGAUCCUUUGGUGCAAACGUAUGCGCGUUGCUAUUUGGUGCGCGUCAGUUUGGCUGUAAUUACGAAUAAAGAAUGCAUAAGAGAGAAUUUCAAAGAUUUUUUAAAAAUCUACCACACGAUUUUUUGCGGUACUGUGCGCUCGGAACUUAAUCGCCAGCGUGUGAAUAUAGAAGCAUACUUGGCACUAUAUGGCCCGGCAUUGGAUUUUAUGCUAUCAGCGCUUGUUCACAAAUGCAAUCUGUACACAGAAGAAAUAAUGGCUGAAUGCAAGGGAGUAAAAAAUAAUGCACCGCUUUUGAUAUCCAUAUUGAAUGCGUUCAAACCGGAAUUCAUCGCUGCCAAUGCCAUGGAAUUCGUCAAACUACUAACCCAUUCCAAUGCGGAAGGUACUUCGAAAGGACAGUUAUUUCGCGCACUAGGUAGUAAUGUCAGCGUCUGUCCACCACUGCCAGAGCAGAGAUUGCCGUUUUUAAAUGCUGCUUUUAACGCCAUCGACACUUUCGCGGAUCCAAUGGAAUAUAUGAAUUGCGUGGAAACUUGGGCACAUUUCAUCACAGACAACUUUCCUGUAAGCGUUAUCAACGAUCUGCUGGGCACAAUCACAUUGCGGGUCAAAGCCAGUCGAGCAUAUGAAAAGCAUUAUAAUCAGCUACAAAAUAUUCUAGACAAAAUUCUGCAAUGCUUAAAAAAUACAGAAUCGCUACUCAUUCAAGAAAAUUUUCUGCCAUAUGUUGAUCUUUUCCAAAAGGACACAAUCAAGGUUGGUGUUUGCAAAAACAUUCUCACAAUAUUCCAUCUUAAAAGUGAGGAGAAUAUUUCCGAUGAAAUUGUCAUCAACGCUCUUAUGUAUAUUGGAAAAAUUCUUAACGACUCCGUAACCGCGUUGACUGUGGAAGAUGAACGCCGUCAAAUUUCGCAGUUGAUCAGCAGUUCCAUACGUAAGGUUGUUUUCCCACGCGACUUUGAACGACAGCUGAGCUUUUAUGUGGAGGCACGCGAGGCUUUCACCAAUUUGGAUGCGGUCUACAUAACAUUGGUUAAUGCAGUCAAUAAAUUAGCAGUCGAGACGCAACAUAUAGUCCACGGAAAGCAUACACGUAAAACCGGCGCUUUUGUUAAGGCGUGUGUAGCCUUUUGCUUUAUAACCAUUCCUAGCAUUACUGCCGUUCAAACUCAAAUGGACUUGUAUUUGCUGACUGGCCAGGUGGCACUUUUGAAUCUUUGCUUAGGACAAGCGGAUGCAUGUUUCGAAGCCUCACUGCAAUUAGUUAGCGAAUUGCCGCGUUCAGUAGAGAUAGAGGGUAAAACGCGUAGCCUGGAAACGUAUUUAAUUUCAUAUCUUUGCAAUAUGUUAGCCACAUUGGUGGUAGUGCCGGAUAGCCCAGAACAAGGUGUUUUGUAUUUAUUACGUCUAUUACUGGAAGUAGUAAAUAAAUUUCCCUUCGAAAUACAUAGCUCCGGACCCAUCACUGUGUACUUGCAUGCUCUGGACAUGCUGUAUGUGCAAAGUUUAGAAGAAUUCCCCUAUCACAUACCUGGCGUGGUUUCCAAUGAUGAACUCUAUGGCAAUGAUCCCAAAUUUGUUGCUGAAGUGAACAAUAUUUGUACGCAAGUGGUUGACCAAAUUCUAGCACAACUCAAAAUACUCGGUAACGCACAUCAACAACGUGCGCAGGCCACACUAGCUUUGGAACUCUUUUUGCGGAUCAUCCGGUAUGCGAAUCUCAGCCGCGAAAAAACCUUCCAUUUGGCUCUGAAUCUUUGGCUGCUUGCUGUUAAGGCGGAGGCUCAUAUCGACGCUAAAUUAAUUCCAUAUUCGUUGAAAACCGUCGAAUACACCUACAAGAAAAUAAUGAACACAAAUACGCCGCAUGCACAGUCCUUGGCGCAAUUGAUGUUACGCAUUCGAAACCAAUAACUUAUUGUGUAUUUUUUAUUACGUGAAUAUAUUUUAUGUUUAUUUAUACAUUUGACCCGUCAUCAAACAGUUUGAUUUUUAAAAGGAAAUAAUAUGUAAUCGGUUCCAAAAAAGUUCGUAAAUGAAGUACUACAACCUUGCUUUAACCCGGGAAGUCCCAUAA